UACGGGGAGCCAUACGUUUACGAACUUUUAUGUAUUGACGUAGCCUUGAGGUUCGCGUAGCAUGGUAACUGAUUACAUGUGACAACCUAGUGACAACUUCUAUCACUCGUCGUGGAGCAGCGUAGUGGCCACUAAACGUGCCGAGGAAUUUUGUAGUAGUGCUAUGAGGCCAAUAAGUGAACUAAUAUACAUAAAAUGAUGACAUUCUACAGAAAUUGGGCGAUUUGUUGGACACACGGUCAUAUAAAUAGGUCUGAGCACUCCUUACUGAAAACAUUAAUGAAACUUUCUGUCUUUUGAAUUGAAUCGAAAAAGACCGAGAUGAGGGCUUUCAUAAUAUAUUGCACACUUCUCCCAAUGUUGGCGUUUCAGAAGAGAUUCUCUCCUAUAUUGCUUCCUUAUAGGUACACACACACAUAUAUAUAUAUGCAUAUAUAUAUACAUACUAUGAAUGUUCAACAGAAACACUAUUCAUCUCUAUCUGUCUUGCAAGAACGUGAACUUUGUUAAUCUUUCACCUUGAUUUUUAAUGAUUAGACACGACUCAAUUUACGGACGGUUUUCCCUAGCAAAUGUCAAGAUCUGUUUAUAUGAUCGUAUCGUGAUUUUUAUACUCCAGGGAUAAUAACUAACAAUUUAGCUUGGAAUUCCCCAAGUUCCUGAACGGCCACACAACAGUACCAACCAAUCAGAAUUAAGACACUAGUGAAUUUUACUAGAUGUAUCCGACUUGAUUUUAUUUUCCAAUCUAUGUAGAAUUCAUACGAAGAUAGCAAAAUGUCAAGGAAGAAACAUAAUGUGUCAUAUAUUAAGCCGAAUGAGCCAAAAUUUUUACGUGAAUUAAAGGAACAAAUUGGAUACAAGGAAGGACCUACAAUCGACACAAAGAGAGAAGUAUUACCACAAGAUUCAGACAACGAAGAAGAACAUGAAGAAAACAAGCCUGUUGUAGUUGUAUUAAAUUCUGGACACUUGAGUGCAGAACAAGCAGAGGCAUAUAAGAAAAAGAAAGAAGAAGAGGAAGCUAAUACUCCAGCAGAUUUAUCUAAAAGAAUUAUAUUCAAGAAAAACAAAAUAACAGAGGCAGAGUCAGAUAAAGCGGAUAAACCAUUGAAAAAGAAGAUUAAAAAAUCAAAACAAGAGAAAGUUGUGUUAUCAUUUAGUGAUAAUGAUGAAGAUUACUCGUAACAUUGCUUAUGUAUGCCAAAUGCAUUUAUAAUUAAAAUAUAUAAGAUAAAAAUGACUGUACAAGAUCUCAAAGAUAUUUUACAUAUUUUCUAAAUACAUACAGUAGGAUCUGCAGCA
Messenger RNA from Bombus pyrosoma, 1305 nucleotides. RefSeq lists its product as uncharacterized. The record is from RefSeq and is a predicted model, not a curated record. The coding region runs from base 778 to 1188 and encodes 136 amino acids. The transcript has 5 exons. Lineage: Eukaryota; Metazoa; Arthropoda; Insecta; Hymenoptera; Apidae.